This is a messenger RNA of Sus scrofa (pig), 1466 nucleotides long. RefSeq names its product synaptogyrin 2 (gene SYNGR2). Lineage: Eukaryota; Metazoa; Chordata; Mammalia; Artiodactyla; Suidae. The record is from RefSeq and is a predicted model, not a curated record. Gene Ontology annotation, cellular component: synaptic vesicle membrane; neuromuscular junction.
AGCCGGGCCGGGGGCGGGGCGGCCGGCUGGCUCCUCGGCGGUUCGGGGCGGUGGCAGCGGCGGCGGCGGCGCGGCGACGGCGACAUGGAGAGCGGGGCCUAUGGCGCGGCCAAGGCGGGUGGCUCCUUCGACCUGCUGCGCUUCCUGACGCAGCCGCAGGUGGUGGUGCGCGCCGUGUGCCUGGUCUUGGCCUUGAUCGUGUUCUCCUGCAUCUUCGGGGAGGGCUACAGCAACAGCCACAAGUCCGGAGAGCAGUACUGCGUGUUCAACUGCAACGACGACGCCUGCCGCUAUGGCAGCGCCAUCGGGGUGCUGGCCUUCCUGGGCUCCGCCUUCUUCUUCGUGGUGGACAUCUAUUUCCCCCAGAUCAGCAACGCCACUGACCGCAAGUACCUGGUCAUCGGUGACCUGCUCUUCUCAGCUCUCUGGACCUUCCUGUGGUUCGUUGGCUUCUGCUUCCUCACCAAUCAGUGGGCAGCCACCAAGGUGGAAGAUGUGCUGGUGGGAGCCGACUCGGCCCGAGCAGCCAUCACCUUCAGCUUCUUUUCCGUCUUCUCGUGGGGCCUGCUGGCCUCCCUGGCCUACCAGCGCUACAAGGCCGGAGUGGAUGACUUCAUCCAGAACUACGUGGACCCCACUCCAGACCCCAGCACAGCCUACGCCUCCUACCCGGGCGUGCCCGCGGACAACUACCAGCAGCCGCCCUUCACCCAGAACGCCGAGACCUCCGAGGGCUACCAGCCACCCCCCGUGUACUGAGCUGCAGCUGAGGAUGUGAAGGGGAGCAGGGGGCUGCUGGCCCCUCUUGUUUCCCCCCCACCCAUGUGGUUGGAGCCCCUGCCUCCCCGCUGGUGCCCGAGGCCCACGGGCGUCACCCACUACUCCCUCAGGGCUGGUUUUAGCUGUGUGUAGCUAGAUGACUCCUGCCGUUGCUCUUAGUGACCCCCAGCCCCGCCGGAGUGCCUGACCCGCUCUUCUGACAAGUGCCUUAGCUUUUCCCCAGCCCGCAGGAGCCGGGGCCCACGGCCUAGCCUGGGCUGCCGCAGUCACAGCCACUUGGGCUUCCCUGCCAAAGACGAGGCUGCGGGGCCUUCCCUGGGGCUCCCCUCCUCCUCACUCAGGUUCUUUUGCCCCCAGCCCCCAGCUCACUGCUGCUGAGUCUGCGCGCUCUUGGGUCUGGGGUCCCGACCCUGUGCCAGUGCCCAAGGGGGCCACCUUCCUGAGAGCCCAGGGGCAGGGCUGGUGCCCACCCUAGGGGCUGGGGCCGCACUUCCCUGCCUCUGCCCCCAUCCCAGGGCCAGUGCCUGACAACACCCAGCUUUAUGUAAAUAUCCUGCCACCGUUAGCUGUGGGCACCCCACAGCCCCCAGGCUGUGCUGAAUGUAUUACAAAGCCCUGGGGAAGACGCACAGCACCCCGACUGUUAGACUGAUUUUGGAUGGAAUAAAUAUUUUUCUCAUUCAUAA